Lonchura striata (white-rumped munia) is the source of this 1684-nucleotide messenger RNA. The record is from RefSeq and is a predicted model, not a curated record. NCBI's taxonomy places the organism in Eukaryota, Metazoa, Chordata, Aves, Passeriformes, Estrildidae.
AUGGGUGCCGGUGACGUCCUGCUGACUGCGCUUCUCCUGCUGCUGGCCGCCGUGGCUGUCUGGUGGGCCUUUGGCCACCGGCAACCGCGGAGCCGGCGGACACGGAGAGGGAAGUGGAGCAAGCGCCGGAGGGCCAGGCCCAGAGGCUCACGGAGGAAGCGAGGAGCCCCUGCGGCUCCCAGGUUCCCCAGGCGUCGGGUGACUCCGGACAAGCGGCCGUGUGCUCCCGCCAGCCCCCUGGGCAGCCCCUGCGGCUGUGGCCCCUGCCUGGCAGAGGCCCGGGAGCUGCGGGAACUGAUGCUGUACCUCGGGGAUGGCAGCGGGACACGAGUCUCUGCUAUCUCUGACAGCCUCCAUCCCUCGCAGAGGCUCAGUGAGACCUGUCAGCCUGCAGAAGGAGCAGAGCCCGUGGACAGGUCUCCCAGCUCCCUUGGACUCACGGACUUUAACAACGUGGGCACAAUCCUGACCCUUGACGUGUCAGGGGAAAGCCCACAAGUCCAAAUGGGAGCCCAGCCCGAUGCAGGGGAGCCUGCUCAGGAGCAGCUGGUCGGGCAGCAAGCGUCCUGGAGCCAGCAGUGGUCAUUCCACAGCGGCCAGGACAGCCAGGACGCUGUGCCGCCCUCCUCUCUCCGUGGCUCGCAGGUGGCCAUCAAACGCGUGGACCGGGAGAGCGUCCUGCAGUGGGACGAGCUGGUGAGCGAGCGGGGCCAGCGGGACAGAGCGGGGCGCGGCGGGCAGGGAGAAUCCCGGGGCGGGCUCGGCGUGCGGAGCCGCAGCCCCGCGGGCCCGGGCACGGCCAACAGCGGUGCUGGGGCCGGGCAGGGCCCCCCGAGCAUCCCCCGAAGGGCACCGGGGCAUCCCGGGCAGGGCGCAGCGCAGCCCCAGGGCUGCAGCAGCAGCAGCAGCAGCAGCAGCAGCCUGGCGCAGGCACUGAUUUUCUCCUGCUCACAGCCCGACGGCACCCGCGUGCCCUUGGAGGUGGUGCUGAUGGAGAAGGUGGGCUCUGGCUGCCAGAAUAUCAUCCAGCUCCUCGACUGGUUUGAGCUUCCCGAUAGCUUCGUGCUGGUCUUGGAGCGUCCGGAGGCAUCGCAGGAUCUCCUGGAGUUCCUGCAGGAGCAGGGGUGCCUCUGCGAGGUGCAGGCGCGCUGGCUUUUCUGCCAGGUGCUGGAGGCCGUGCGGCACUGCACCGCCUGCGGCGUCCUGCACCGGGACAUCAAGCCGGAGAACCUCCUCGUGGACCCGGAGAGCGGCGACCUGAAGCUCAUCGACUUCGGCUGCGGCACCUUCCUCCAAGAGCGGGCCUUCACGGGGUUUGCCGGAACGCGCAUGUACAGCCCGCCCGAGUGGAUCUGUCUCGGCUGCUACCACGGCCACGCAGCCACCAUCUGGUCCCUGGGCGUGCUGCUGUACGUCAUGGUCUGUGGCAACCUCCCCUUCCAGGACGACCAUGACAUCGUGCUGGGCAAGCUCGUCUUCCGGCAGCAGCUCUCUCCAGAGCUCCAGCACCUGAUCCGAUGGUGUUUGGCCAAGCACCCUGCGGACAGGCCGGAGCUGGACGAGAUCUCGCACCACCCUUGGGUGCGGGGCCGGCGUUUUUGAUGCCUUGCCGGAGCCUCUGCAGCACCAACUAACCGAGUCCCACGCAGGACUGAGGACCCGAAAAAUAAAACAGCAAACCCAU